This is a messenger RNA of Talpa occidentalis (Iberian mole), 4558 nucleotides long. RefSeq names its product proline rich 15 (gene PRR15). The record is from RefSeq and is a predicted model, not a curated record. NCBI's taxonomy places the organism in Eukaryota, Metazoa, Chordata, Mammalia, Eulipotyphla, Talpidae. The coding region runs from base 2639 to 3019 and encodes 126 amino acids. The transcript has a single exon.
AUUUAUCUACAGAGCCCAGCCACAGCCUACGUUUCCCGGCCUCCUGGCUCCUCCACGGUUUCUUCUUGGCGGAUCGGGCCGGCGAGUGGUUCAGCACAACCAUUUUCCAAUCAUGCGUCCCGAUGCUGGCGCCGCCUACGCGAUCUGAUCCAAUCUUAUCCCUUGUGGGGCGGGAAAGCGAAGUUCCUACCUGCACCUGUAACAGCGGUUGCCGCCUGCUGGUUCUGGAGGGUGUGUGUGUGUGUGUGUGUGUGUGUGUGUGUGUGUGUGUGUGUGUGUGUUUCUACCCCCUGCCCUGGGGUUCUGGUUUCUCGAAUCACUUGGCGAAUAACCAGCAGGUGGGCAGAUGUCUUUUCCCGCGCCAAGUGGGCAGCGGACGCCCCAGCUCCCAGCAGCUCCCGGGAUACACAAUCAGGAAAGAGUGUCGAGCCGAGAAUGAAAGGCUACUAACCGGGAAAGCCUGCCUGGCAUUCACCUGGGCAGCGAGCCUGGUAUCCACUCGCCGCGGUGCCCUCUUGUCGGAGUACACAGCCCGGCAAGCCCUCCAGCCGCCACCGCCCACCGCAGCAGCGAGCAGAAGUUGAAAGCGUCCUGGAAGAUCAGCAGCCGCAUUUAGCUUAGCUAGGGUGCGGAGUUUUUGGCUAGCACACUUCCAGAAAGAAGCCCGGUCUCCUCAAGACAGCAGAGGGACGCCGCGUCCGGGCUUCUAAUUUGCUGCGAGCGAGCCAUCUCUGGGCGGCCGGCGCAGCGCGAAGUCUCGGGGGUCGGAAGAAGCCCGAGCAGGUGAGCAGUUAGAGUGACUCUGCGUCAGCCAAAGCAGACCUUGGCGCCGGGGUGUCACUCUGGGGUGCUCGCCGGGCUCCUGAGAAGUUAUGAGCUACAAGCGAUCUGUGUACAUUGGAUAAUUUGCAAUCUUUUCUUUGCUCAAUUCCUGAAAAGCCCUUCCUUGCACACAAAGUCGAUGAUGGAGAAGAAAGUGUAGGGUAGAAGACAGAAAGCAUCAUCAGGACCACCCCACUAACACCACCAGUAAAUAAUUUGGGGUGUUUUUCUGAUCUGAAAGUAGGAGGGGGCAGGGUGUUUGCAAACCCAGCUGCCAACUGCCUGAGGGUUGUGGGAGCCUUCUGCACGGGAAGAACUUUGGGGAGUUUUUCCUUACAUUGUUUUCAAGUCGCUGCACUAGUGUCCUGAGAAGGAGCGGGUGCCGCUGUCUCUGAGCCCAGGCUGCCGCGCCGCCUAGGGUAGAAAAUCAGACUUUUCUCUCCCUGCAAUUCCGGUAGGAGGACCCCCAGCAAACCGAGCUGAAAUGUUGCUCUCUGGCGCGCAAGCGAAUGCCAGGAGUGCUGGGCUCCAAGGAUACAAGGAAACUUAGCAGAAGCUCAGAAAUGAGUCGCGCGGAGCAAGUAAAUCCUGAGCUUUCAGGCAGUUAGUGCCAGAUAGACCCAGCACAGACCUUUAAUGCUAAUGCUAAUGCUAAUAACAAUAACAACUUUAAAAACCCUUUUCGCUCCGCAGAGGGCUAUUUUAAAAGCUGGGAAGAAAGAGAUUGUUUUGGAGUUCCCGGUUGCUCACUCCUUUAGGCGAGAGAAGUGCGCAAGAAAAAUAACCACCUUUAAUUUGUCAACUAAAAUCUUAAGAGUGCCCUGGUGCAAACAGACUUGGUGCAUAUUUUAACACAGCAGUAAGAGGGAAGGCGGUUUACCGCUUGGACUACUCUCAACCAUCAGCUGGGGUUAGCUUCAUAGAGAUGCAAAAUUGCUCUCAAGGCUGAAAGAAAGAAUGGAGUGGAGACUUGCAAGGAAAAUUACGUCUAGACGUACUUCUCUGAGAGUCAUAAGGCAGGAAUUAUGCCCAAAGCACCAUGUAAAGGAGACCAAGCAAAACACCAUGAGCUUGUCCUUCACUCUACUGGCAUGUAAAUUCCCGGGAAAAUCACAUCGAAAAGGAUCGCGAAAUAAUGGUCUAUGGAGCGAAAAUGUUUGUGGGAAAUUUCGAUGCUUUUUGAUGGAGGUCUAAUGAUUACUGUUCACCUAUAGCGCAAGGCAACUCGUUUGCUUCUGGCGCUCUCCCAGGUGCAUCCUCGAGGAGGCCGUCCUGGGCCGGGUGUCACCUUUGGGUGUCCUUCGACAGCCAGGCAGAGUGACAGAACAGGCCGUCGCCCUCUUGGGUCCGGGUAAUCCAUAUCCCCGAGAACUUACCCUGGUUACUCCACAGGCGCGGACCUCUGCACUUCCCCUGGUGGAAAGUCAAGGGUUGAGGCCCGGAUUGCCAAGAUUGAACCAUGAAACCAGUUGGUGGCGCCCUGGAGGGCACGCGUCCUCCGGCAACCCCGCGCGCGCUGUGGUGCUAGGUGGGGGCUGCGGUUCUUGGCUUCUUCCAGCGCUCACUCCGGGGCCGAGCUGCUGCCAGUGGAGGGAAGGGAAGGCGACGGGAGUGGGGGGCGCAUGAUUUCGAUCAACCCGGUAACCAAGUUUUGUGUUCUUCCCUGGCACAGGGCGCCACCAGGGCUUCCAUCCAGAGGGCCUCCGGUGAGAAGCCGGCCAAGGUGUUGCGUGGACGCCAGAGACCAUCCCGAGAAAGGGGCCGCAGCUGAGGCGCUUCCACACCCGGGGCGUCCAGGGCCCACGGCCGGCUGGCCAUGGCCGACAGCGGCGGCACGGGCAGCUCCAGCCCCUGGUGGAAAUCGCUCACUAACAGCCGGAAGAAAAGCAAGGAAGCCGCCGUGGGGGCGCAGCCUCCGGCUCAGCCUGCCCCCGGGGAGCCCGCGCCGCCCAGCCCGGACUGGAGUAGUAGCUCCCGGGAGAACCAGCACCCGAAUCUCCUUGGAGGCGCCAGCGAGCCCCACAAGCCAGACAAGUUGUGUGGGGAGAAAUCGGGCAACAGUCGUCGAAAUUUGAAGAUCUCGCGUUCGGGUCGCUUUAAGGAGAAGAGGAAAGUGCGCGCCACCCUGCUCCCCGAAGGAGUCAGGUCUCCGGAGGAGGCGGGGUUCCCUGGCGACCCCCAAGAGGACAAACAAUAGGCGGUUGCUGCGUAAAAUUGUCUCUCUUCCUCACCCCCCACUCCCACCCCUUCCCAACAACCCACCCCUCCCCCUUCUAAACCCGGGAAUUUUGACGGGCCCCUGUACUUGGUGUCUAAUUUCACGAAAUUCAGACUAUUCCUACAAGCCCUCCGCCGUUUUCUUUUCCUGGAAAUUAAAGCGUCAUUUGAGUUUUCAGUGUUCCAGGACUCAAGGAUGCAUUAACUGUGGUACGAGAAGAUAGUUGCCACAGCAGAAGUGGGCAUCAUUUUUUUUUCUUUCUUUCAGAAAGCUGUUCUGUGGCUUUCACAGGUUGUAUAACUUGUGGGAAUAAGAAGGCUUGUUUCCUAAGAGAUGGUAGCUGAACUGGAACUUCGCAGCCCCUCAUAUCAGGAAGGCAUUCUCUGAUUCAGGCCACUUUAUUGUGAAGCAAAUCACAGCGCUGUUUUCAAUGUCUGAAAUAUGCACUUUAGAAGUACUUCGGUAGAUUUUAUACCUUAAGGGAAGGGCUAGGAGACAGCAAAAGCUUUCUUAAGUAGAAUUUAAGUAAGGCAAGUUUGCUCUUAAUGUUGAACUACAAAACUCUGCCACCCAUUUUAGUGUGGAUUAUUAAAAUUGUUGCACUGUAAGAGUUGUUGACUUUUGUAUUUUUUUUUUCCAUUGCAAGACUGAAGCAUACUUAAAAGCAUACUUAGCAGGCAUGCAAAAUCCGAGGUGACAGAGUUAAUCAUUUGCCACACAACAGCUACUCUGGGAAAGCUGCAGGGAGAAGAACAUUUCUAGAAGCCAGCUACACCCAGACUAGAAUCAAUUAGUCAGCUUUCCCUAUUACUAACCAAGUAAGAGAAAGGAAGGGAGAGGUGCUAAUUCACUUGUCCCAGUUCUUUUUUUACUUGAGUGCAUCUUCCUAGAGUAAGUCACAGUCACAAUGCUAGUAAUAAUUCUCAGUGCCUGUUGUUCACCUUUCUAACAAUGGUCCAUAAAUACUCAGACAAAUAAACUGAAUUCUAUUAACUUGUGCAAAACUGGUUUUCUCCUCACCCUUUGUUUCAAAAGCUUAUUUCCUUAAUCUAAAGUAUGCAUUUACUUAGUUUCAAAGCCUUUAUGUCUCUGAACCUGAAGUUUCUUAACAAAAAUCUACCUGUUUGCUUUACAUUAUAAACUUCAAGCAAGUAAAAGAGUAAAUGAAUACUACUUUAUUCCAACACACAUACAAGAGCAUUGUUGUAGUUGUAAAGAGCCACUGGGAUAUUUUCCCACAAUUCAUUUCAUUUAUAAACGUCCAGAAAUGCAUAGUAAGGAAAUUAUAGUGAGCAGUGUGUGUGUGUGUGUGUGUGUGUGUGUGUGUGUGAAGAUACAUAUAUAUUUAGUUAAUCACAGACAAGAAUUUGAUUGAAACUUUGAAACCCACCAUAUAGACAUUCUCUUGAAUUAGAAAUUCAUAAAAUAACAAGAGGUUGAUUGUCUAUAAAGAUUUAAUAAAAAAAUUGAUGGAAAUGGCAAGGAGAAAUUUAAAUUAGUGAAUCAAACUUGGGUUUC